Messenger RNA from Pseudomassariella vexata, 931 nucleotides. RefSeq lists its product as uncharacterized. NCBI's taxonomy places the organism in Eukaryota, Fungi, Ascomycota, Sordariomycetes, Amphisphaeriales, Pseudomassariaceae. The record is from RefSeq and is a predicted model, not a curated record. The coding region runs from base 211 to 870 and encodes 219 amino acids. The transcript has a single exon.
CCUCUCACACUCUUCCUUCGAUACACCCCUUUUUGCUUUCCACACGUCAGGCCUACAUUCGCUAUCUUGACCAGUCUUGAUUUACUGCCGGGUUGAUCUGGCCUUGGGACCGAAGUGUCUCGUCCAAGUGUCAUUCUUAAGCUGUAGCCUACGAUUGAUCUACCCCCCCACGUGUUAUCCAUCCUCUUCCGAUAUCUACAAGCCAGACUCAUGUCCGGUGCCGAAGCCACAGCCGUUCUAGGUGUCAUAUCUUCGGUGAUUGCAAUUGUCGAAGGGAUCAAAAAAGUCUACGAUGCAGCUUCGAGUGCAAAUGGCCUUCCGGAGGCCUUCCGCGAGGUCGCAGGACGUCUCCCAAUAAUCACGGGUAUUCUCGAGUCCGCAGAACAACAUAUACGUGAUGGACAAUUGGAUACAGCCUUGUAUGAGAAGACGAAGCUUCUGAUUGAGAAGUGCAAAGAGAGAGCGAUGAUACUGGAUGGCAUUUUCCAAAAGGUCCUCCCAGCAGGUGAUGCCUCACGUUGGGCUCGGUACAUUGGUGCUGUAAAGGCACUAGGCAAAGAAGGGAAAGUGGAAACGUUGAUGAAAGGAUUAUUGGAUGAUUUGCUACUCCUAGCGAGCAGGAAUGGACUGGAAACCGCCACGGCUGACCAGGUCGAUCAGCUCGGGAAGGCUAUCGAGGAUUUAUCAGGCAUCGAACCCUCGAUCCCCGAUUCUGAGUUUCGGGAGACCGCAUUCGCGAACAACAAUUUUGGCACAGGGCCUAUGACAGCCAACAAUGUCGUGGGGAAUCAAAAGUUCCAGGCCAACUACGGAACUGGAAAACAAUUCCAAGCCGAAACCCAAACCUUCCACAUGGGUAAGGACGAUUAGAUAGUCCAAAAAACGUGUACAAUUGUUAAUACAAGGUAGAAAAUCAACGUGUCGACCGUCA